Closterium sp. NIES-65 is the source of this 906-nucleotide messenger RNA. The record is from the annotation of a GenBank genome assembly. NCBI's taxonomy places the organism in Eukaryota, Viridiplantae, Streptophyta, Zygnematophyceae, Desmidiales, Closteriaceae.
AUGAAGCAGUGCAGCGACGCCGUUAACGGUGUCACGGAGGAGAGGAAAAUGUUGGAAGGGGCCCGCACAAAGCUCGACGAGAUGAGCAGGAACAUCAUCGAGGGUGUGGCAGCCGCUAACGCAAAAGCGAGCGAGGACGCCGUCGAGAAGCAGCUUAAGCUUGUCGAGGAGCGGCUGGUUGCUUCGGUCGCCCCGGUAGCAUCCCCACCGUCGCGUGCCCGUCAUCACGUCGGCAAGUCCGUCGAGGACAACGAGGUCAUCGUACUCGAGCAGUCGCCCCCUCAGAAGACCACCGAAGCAGCACCGAAGCCUCCGACUGAUGCUUUUGCUCCGCUGCGGGACAUGCUUUCGGGCCUCGGGAAAAAGGGUGGGAAAGGAUUGGUUGCGGGGGAGCAAAGUGGUGCCCCUAUUGAGUCCGUCGCCUCAGCCGGGAAAGGAGCCAUGGGAAAUCGAGGUGCCCCUACCCCGUCAGGCAGCGCUGCAGGGAAAGGAGCGGGGGAGACACGGGGUGCUCCCAGCCAGGUCGUCAUCGCUGGUGGGUUGCUGUCGAAGACAACGGCCGAUACUGCUUUGCAGCUCUGUGUUGUUGGCCAUCCUGUCGAGCCAGUGGGAAAGAGGGCGUUUUCCUCUACCCCUCCCGUUGCUCCUGUCAUUGCUCCCGCCCUAGGUGACGUCCACCUUAGCAAAUUGGCGUCCCCUCCUCAUGCUCCACGCGGCUCCCCUUCUGCGUCGAGGAAAAGGCAGGCGUCGAGGAAGUUGCCAAAGCGCGGUGCAGGGGCGACAGAGAGCGGUGACGUGGUCCUAGGGGGUUGUGUCGAGAUGGUUUCAACGUCGACAGGUAGCGGUCUCUCCUCUGCCUACCGGAAAGGCGUUGUCCUUAACGGAUCGUUCUCCAUAAGUGCCUAA